GUGUUUGGAGAUAAAAGUUAAGACAUGGCAUAGGAACGAAAGCAGGAAGCCCCACAGCCGAGUGAAACGUUGCCUUUUAUUGAGAGAUCAUUAUACAACCCGGAAGAGUUAGAGGAUUACCCGGAAGAGGAAACGGAAGAUGAAGAAGAUAGUAAGGACACUGCAUGUGGUUUCUGGGUAUUCAGGGGUCCCUGCAUACAAAGAUUUGCCACUGAGAAAAUGUAUGUGAUUCUGUAUGGGUUGGCUGGCUGUGUGAUGGCAAUGACCUUCGCCUACUUUAAUGCCACUAUUACGACCUUGGAGAAGCGCUAUAAGAUACCAACAAAGACUAGUGGCAUAAUCUCGGUGGGAAACGAUAUCAGUACCAUGCUAACAGCCGCCCUCCUGGGUUAUUAUGCGGGAAAUGGGCAUCGACCCCGCUGGAUGGGAAUAGUUUCCCAUUUAGGCUUACUGACCAUUGUGGCUUUUUGCCUACUCACAAGCUCGCUGCAUUUUCUUUACGGAGCUGGCGAAGAUGCCCUUAAGUUAACCCGGGAGUUUGGUCAGGUCAAUGAAACGUUGGCUCGGCAAGAGAAGGACCAGAAAUUGUGUCAGUCAAGUCCAGGGGGAUGUGUCCAGGAGGUGGGCCAGUGGGUGCCCCAAGUGUUUCUGUUCGUGGCUCAACUCAUAUCGGGAGUGGGUCAGGCCCUUUUCUAUACUCUGGGCAUUGCCUAUAUGGACGACAAUGGCACCAAGUCCAAGACACCUGCCAUGUUGAGUUUGUCCACAUUCUUGAGGAUGCUGGGCCCAGCUAUUGGCUAUUCCUUGGGUGCCCUGUGCCUGCGUUUGUAUAUUGAGCCCACCUUGAAACCCCUGAUUGGGCGUGAGGAUCCCCGCUGGUUGGGCGCCUGGUGGCUGGGAUGGUUAGUACUGGCUGCGAUUACCUUGAUCGCUGCAAUAUGCCUCUUCAUGUUUCCCAAAGAACUGCCCAGUUCACGGAGGAGGCGUCUGCAAGUGAGGCACAUGGAAAGAAAGAUGUCCCUACCCCUCAAAGAGCGCACCUUUGGGGACAUGAUGAGGACUGUCAGGAGAUUGGCGAGGAACAGGGUUUAUGUGUACAACACCGCGGCCUCCAUCCUAUACUUUUUCGGUUACAUGGCCUAUUGGAUUUUCACGCCAAAGUAUAUCGAAACCCAGUACAGGCAAUCGGCGGCUACGGCAACCAUGGCCACGGGUACAGUGGCCCUCGGAUUCUCCGCCGCCGGAGUCCUAAUCUCCGGCUACGUGAUCUCAAAAUAUAAGCCAAGCGCCAGGUCAAUGGCCUGCUGGAAUGCCAUAGUGGACUUCGUAACGGUGGCCGGAAUCCUGUGCUAUGUGGCCAUAGGAUGUGAAGGCAGUGACAGGUUGAACUCCCUGACCACCUUGUCUGCUGGAAACAGUUGCAGUGCCGACUGUCACUGCGACUACGUGCACUAUGCGCCGGUUUGCAGUCCGGAGAACAUCACCUUUAUAUCCGCCUGCCAUGCCGGGUGCUCGGAAAGGACGAAAGAUGCCCUUGGGAGGACCAUUUACACCGGCUGCCAGUGCAUGGGCUCAUCUGGUUUGAUCUCCGACCCUGAGACCCAAUUCGCUGUGGAUGGAACCUGUCCGGUAGAUUGCUUUAAUGAGUUCCUGGCUUUCCUAGGCGUCAUGUGCUUCCUGAAACUCAUGGGAGCAUCUAGUAAAUCCACAAACCUGCUCAUCGCCCUUCGCUGCAUUCCUCCAGAAGACAAAACCUUCGCUUUGGGACUAGGUUCCAUGGUUGCUUCCCUACUCGGUUUCAUUCCCAGUCCAAUUUUCUUCGGCUGGCUGAUAGACAACUAUUGUUUGGUGUGGGGCAAGACCUGUUCCAGCAAGGGAAACUGUUGGCUCUACGACACGGCAUCCUUGCGAUACGCUUUAAAUCUCACGGCUGCUUCCUUUAUAUUUUUGGGAGGCUUUCUAAACAUUUCCGUUUGGUAUUAUGCCAAGAAUCUCAAGAUAUUUGAUGAAGAGGAGUCGCCAAAAGACAGUUCCAAAAAUAAGGAAGUUGAAAUGGAGACAUUAGAUUGUAAAUCUUAACAAAAAUAAAAACUGUACCUAUUUUUUUAGU
Messenger RNA from Drosophila gunungcola (fruit fly), 2110 nucleotides. RefSeq names its product solute carrier organic anion transporter family member 74D (gene Oatp58Da). The record is from RefSeq and is a predicted model, not a curated record. NCBI's taxonomy places the organism in Eukaryota, Metazoa, Arthropoda, Insecta, Diptera, Drosophilidae. Gene Ontology annotation, cellular component: membrane. Gene Ontology annotation, molecular function: protein binding. Gene Ontology annotation, biological process: transmembrane transport; sodium-independent organic anion transport. The transcript is spliced from 6 exons. Bases 220 to 2079 code for a protein of 619 amino acids.